Saprolegnia parasitica CBS 223.65 is the source of this 916-nucleotide messenger RNA. RefSeq lists its product as hypothetical. The annotation marks the transcript as partial. Gene Ontology annotation, molecular function: hydrolase activity. The transcript is spliced from 2 exons. The record is from RefSeq and is a predicted model, not a curated record. Gene Ontology annotation, biological process: nucleotide catabolic process. Lineage: Eukaryota; Oomycota; Saprolegniomycetes; Saprolegniales; Saprolegniaceae.
AUGCAACUUGCCGUGUUGUUCUCGCUGGUCGCGGGCGUCCUUGGCGCCAACUGCGCCAACAGCUCCGUCGUAACGCGCGCGCCGACGGCGUCGCUUCAGAUCCUCUCGUACAACGACGUGUACGAGAUGAAGCCCGAAGACGAUGCGACCCAGCACGGUGUGCUCGUCGGCGGUCCGUCCCGCGUCGUGCCGCUCGUCCACACGAUGCGCAAGAAUUUUGAGAACAGCUUGGUCAUUUUCGCCGGCGACACCAUGUCGCCGUCGCUCUGGUCCGGCCAGUUCAAGGGCCUCCAGAUGAUCGAGGCGCACAACGCGCUCAACGUCGACUUUGCGUGCCUCGGCAACCACGAGUUUGACUUUGGCAUUGACGCGUUCCUCAACGUCUCGAAGGCCUCCAAGUUUCCGUGGCUCAACGCCAACGCGUACGAGAAGGCGACGGGUCAGCUCCUGCGCGAGACGACCCCGCACGCGGUCAAGACGCUCACGUCGCCGACGAUGGGCACGAUCAAGAUUGGCGCGUUCGGUGUCAUGUACGACAUGAAGGACGACUCGAAGGGCAUGUACUGGACCGACCCGAUCGCGGCGGCGAAGGAGCAGGUCAAGUACCUUCGCGAAGUCGAGAAGGUCGACAUGGUCAUCGCACUCACGCACCAGCUCUGGGACGAUGACAACCGCUUCUCGCAGGACGUCAAGGGCGUCGACAUCAUCUACGGCGGCCACGACCACUCGGCGAUGCUGCAGUCGACCUUUGGCGCGUGGUACCUCAAGUCGGACCUCAACUUUCGCUCCGUGUGGUUCGCGCCGUUCAUCAAGCAGAGCCACAAAAACCUCGCGAUCACGGGCGAUAUGCCGACGGACGAGGCGUUCGAAGGCGUCAUCGCAACGUACGAAGCCAAGAUCGCGACGCUCUUCAACC